This is a messenger RNA of Anopheles nili, 1621 nucleotides long. Its product is annotated as zinc finger protein 26. The transcript has 8 exons. The record is from RefSeq and is a predicted model, not a curated record. Gene Ontology annotation, biological process: regulation of transcription by RNA polymerase II. NCBI's taxonomy places the organism in Eukaryota, Metazoa, Arthropoda, Insecta, Diptera, Culicidae. Gene Ontology annotation, molecular function: RNA polymerase II cis-regulatory region sequence-specific DNA binding; DNA-binding transcription factor activity; zinc ion binding. The coding region runs from base 1 to 1551 and encodes 516 amino acids. Gene Ontology annotation, cellular component: nucleus.
AUGGAACAGCCUUUAGUGAGAAAUAUUGAGCUGGACAAGAUUUGCCGCAUUUGUUUAGUUGUUAAGAAAGAAAUGCGGCCUCUUUUCGGGGAAAUGGUUGCCGAAAUGCUGAUGGAGAUUGCCAAAAUACAGAUUGAUCAGAUGGAUGGCUGGCCAGACAAAAUCUGUGUUCAAUGCAUUCAUCAAGUAAGUCGCUGUCAUGCGUUUAAGACGCGUGUGGAAAAGUCUGACAUAGCACUGCGGCAAUACAUCAAAGGCAUCACAGUUAUACCGGAACAGCAACAGAAAGUAUCUCUUCAGGCUGAAAUGCCAAAAAUAAACUUAAAUCCACCGAAACUCCAACCAGUAGCUCCGGCCCUGUUACCCCCGCAACUACACGAACUGCAUAUCCAGCGGACGGAUAUGCAGGCAAUCCAAACGGAAACGCCUGUCGCUGCCCCUGCCAUGAUUCUGACAAGUGCACAGUUGAUCAAUGCUGGAGCGCAGAUCAUAAACACUGGCCACAUUAUAACCACGGCCACUGGGCAGCAAAUUAUUCAAACAACGCCACAAUUUCAGGCGGCAUCGAUCGGGCAGUUCAUACAAGGUCCAAACAAUACAGUACAAAUGAUAACACAAAACGGUCAUCCAGCGCAGGUUCUGCAAAUUCAACGAACGGCUGACGAUCGCUGCGAAAUUAUAGUGCAACCUGAUCUAGGUGAAACGCAAUACCUGGAAAAUGUUUCUUCCGUCCCCGUGAUGGUCACGGCGCCUUCUGCAAGUACUAUGUCUGGCGAUGGAUUGCAUGCGCAUCAGUUACAGCCGCAACCUCACAUUACAGUUCAGCAAACUGAGCAGACCGAAUUGGAGGAAAGUGAAACGGAAACGCCAAUGCAUGAUAAGCUGGACGAGGAAGUUGAUUAUAUUCUUCCUGAUGAUGAAACGAUUGAAACGGAUGAAAUCAUAGAAGAAUCUGGUGGAAUGGAUGAGACAGAAAUGGAAUAUUAUGCAGAAACAGAAUGCGAGGAGACGGACGACGAAGAAAAGCAGAUAGCGGAAUUUUUAGCUUUUCAAACAUCGUGUCCUAGUCCGGGUCGGUAUGUUUGUAAUCUUUGCCACAAGGAGUUUAACCAGCCGAAAUGGUUACAUCUGCAUAUGUCAUCGCACACAAAUUGGAUCAAGGCAAAUUGUAAAAAGCAACCGGAAUGUGAGAUUUGUCAUAAAAGCUUCCGAGGGCCGGGUAUGCUUCGAAUGCAUAUGAAAACACACGAGAAGGUGAACAAAAUACCUACUUGCAGCAUUUGCAAUAAGGAGUUCAAAUCGAAAUCUAUUUUGUAUCGCCAUCGUCAAACACAUUUUGAGAAAACAUUUGAAUGCUCGAUGUGUGAAAAGAAAUUCAGCUCUAACUAUCAGUUAAACAUCCAUGAGCAGCGUCAUAAAAAACAGAAAUGUCACAAAUGUCCGCACUGUGAUAAAUCAUUUUUCGUCGAGGCGGAUUUAAAAAAUCACAUCCAGCAUCAUUUGGGAAUCAAACAAAAGCCGAACAAAAAAAUUGCCAUCAGCAGAAGCUAAUCGAUGGGGGUACAAGCGAUUAACAAUGCAUUGUAGAAAAAUAGCAUACUCAGAAGCAUUCGAGCAAGAA